Molecule: messenger RNA, 1383 nt
Organism: Aplosporella prunicola CBS 121167
Lineage: Eukaryota; Fungi; Ascomycota; Dothideomycetes; Botryosphaeriales; Aplosporellaceae
Exons: 4
Coding region: 1-1161 (386 amino acids)
Source: RefSeq, a predicted model, not a curated record
AUGGGUUCUCCAUUCAGCAAGUUGAUGGGCAGCAGCCCCACGGCUAACACUGCCUCAUCAAACACCGGCACCAUGCCGACCUCAGAGGAGAAUUCUACGAACCACGAAUAUGCCAGCGGCGGCAGCGAUGUUGCUGCCAUUGUCGAAGAGCCGUCCUCUGAACCGAACUCCACGACCGGCGACAAUGCCAUCAGCAGCAAUAUUGCUGCUGCAACUGCUGAACCACUUGAAGAACCAGACAACGGGUCUACGGGCGAAACUGGCCUUUUGGACACCGAAACCACGCCGGAGCCAGCUCAGACCAGCACCACCGCCCGCAGAAUGACAAGCAGGCGCAAGGACAAAGGCAGCGACAAAGAGCACAAGAGCGCGCAACAAGGCGGAGGCAAGGACAAAGACGUCCUCAAGCGCACCAGCGGGAGCAGCCGCGUGGAGAAGCCCAAGUGGAAGCCGCGCAAACCGAGACGCAAAACCCUUCUCGUCAAGAGGAAGACCGGAGCGAAGAAUUCUAUGGCGAGCAAAGACAACGAACCGUCUAGACGCUCGCCUGCGCCUGUCGAGCAAGGUCAAGAAGCUGCGGCACCUACCCCUACGACGCAGCCGGUCACUUCUGGAAUGGAAGCAGCACCGAGUACUCCUACGCAGACGGCCACAACGGACACCGUCCCGUCUCCUGCCUCGGAAUCCACGGUGUACAGCCCAAUCGAAUCUCCCUCCGACCAGGCAAACACCGCCGCCUAUAAGCCCAACACCGACUUCGGCACCUUCCUCGCGAGAAUAAACGGCGACGGCCCUCCGCGUAUGGACCCCACCAACUCCUUCCUCGCUAACGACCUCGACGAGGGAUACAACUUCGCGCACCCCGCCCUCGCAGAUGCCAACACCUCGUCGCUGCCCGGCAUGCAGCCCUAUAUCAAGGGCGAUGGAUGGAGCGACGUCGAGCGCCACUGGAAGAAGCAGCUGGCUGAGCAGGUCGGGGAGAGCAGGAGCGUUAGGGAGUGGGAUGAGAAGGAGGUUGGGGACGAGGAUUGGGGGUUCUUUGAUGAUAAGAGCUCGUUGGAGUUCGACGAUGAUGGUAUGAGCCCGGCGGAGGAUGAGGCCGAGGGUGGUGGGGAGAAUUCCGAGGAGAAUAGUGAUAUCGAGAUCACCGGAUGUGAUUGAGUGUGGAGCUGCUUCUUUCUUCACACCGACGCUGUCCUCCUGGGGUUCGUCCUCAGAAGUUUUCUUUGUUGAUGGGUGUCAGGGUCUUGAAACGAUGCGGUUCCGACUGUCUGGGCGGCCUACUGCUUUAAAGUUAUUGCGUUGACCUGAUUCUUCUGUCUUGAGAGCUCUAGAGUUAAAAACAAACAAACAAAAAAAAAAAAAAAAAAAAAAAAAAAAAAA